Coccidioides immitis RS is the source of this 833-nucleotide messenger RNA. RefSeq lists its product as uncharacterized. The record is from RefSeq and is a predicted model, not a curated record. Lineage: Eukaryota; Fungi; Ascomycota; Eurotiomycetes; Onygenales; Onygenaceae. The coding region runs from base 200 to 514 and encodes 104 amino acids. The transcript is spliced from 4 exons.
AUUUCAUCUAGCGAGCCGUGAACGGCCGAAAUUCUCCAGUGCUGCGGACAGUUGCGCUGCCGUCGAACGCGAAGCAAGCCCUCUCUGGGAUCAAAGCAAAGGAGGAACUAGUGCGGCUUUCGGCCGCCGCUGCAGCUAGCAAUGGCACGAGGCAGCGGACUUUUCCCUGUCGCCCUGGCUGUGGGCUUCGGCAUUCUGAAUGGAUAUAUCGUUUUCCAACCGGCUUAUGCGGAUCGCGAGGCGAAAAAAUUCCAACAAUCCCAUCAAGGUAGCACCUCCGGAGUUAAAGAAGCCGCGUUAUCUACCAAUACCGAGAUGUCUAGCCUUACAAGCCAAUCGACGUCCGACUGCGCGUCGACGAGUACAGAAUCCCCGAAAACCUCCUCAUUGGAAAAUACCAAUAGUUGGUGGAGUAGAGGGAAGACAAAUGAGGAUUCGAGCACAACUUCUUAGGAAUGAACAAGAAUUGGGAAGUUUGAACAAGCCGCUUGCGGCUGGAUUGGACAGCAUUUGACUAGCCAUUACUGCACCACCAGCGGCAUUCCUGCGCUCGCCGAAAAGGCUCCAUACAGGAGGCCAUUAGGUUCAUAGAGGCUGCCAUUCGGCCGUAUGCUACGCAACAAGCGGCUCUAACCAGGUACAGGUUUAUCUUUGAAUCCUGAAGCCUGAAGGAAGAGACGAAAGGGGAGAGAAAGAGUUGAGAACGGAUAGCCCUAUUGCUCCUCUCGACAUCGUUGGACACCAAAGAGCUGCCAAAUGUGCGCAGCCUACAUUGUAUCAUAGAAGGAGAUCAUAGACAGGUGAUCAGUUUUAAUAACCGAAACGUGUGUGCU